AUGAAUAAUUUAGAGAUAUAAAAUGAAUAACAAUCUUAAAACAAUGAUGAAGGAGAAUAAGAAGAAGAUUCAGAUUCUCUUCAUAAUAAAUUGUUAUUAAACAAUAUUCCUACACCAUCUCGAACAGAAUCUAAUUUUUAGACAUCCACUAAUAAAUCUAUUCAUAGAAAGUCAAUAUAAUAACUUAAUCAAUUAAGCGAUAAUAUGUAGUUUAAAUUAGAAUCCAAAAAUCAAGAUGCUUCAUAUAAUGAUCUCGAUUUAAAGAAAUAAACAUAAAUAUCAUAUAAUUCUUCUAAAUCAUCAAAAACAUAAGCCUCAAUGAAGAUUAGUUUAUUAUAGGCCUCAUUAAUUGCUAAAGAUUAAUUGAUAUUAAACUUAUAAGAAGAAGUUAAAUAAUUAAAAAAACAUUAAAUUAACAAAGAUCAAUAAAUCAUUGAACUUUCAAAGAACUAUGAAAUCAAACUCUCACAAAUGUUUUAAAGAAUUACAGAUUUAGAAAAAAUAAUCAAAGAGAAAGAUCAUGAUAUUGAAUUGUUUAAAAAUGGAAAUAAUACCUUAAAUCUACAGGAUUUAUCAGUAAUUACAAAUAAAUAAAACGAUACAAAAAAAAUUAAACUAAAUGAUCUUUAAUAAAAUGAAUCAUAAGGAUAUCGAUAAAAUGCUGAAUUAUAUCUCAAUAGCAAUUUUUGGUUGAUUUCUGCUGAAAAAAAACUUUAUGGCAAUAAUCCAGUAUUUAACUAUUAAUCAAAAGAUGUACUUGAUGCAAAAUAAUCAUAAUUCUAUUAAUAAUAAUAAAAAGUAAGUGAUAAAUCAUAUUGGCCAAAAUAAAAUGUAGAAUCAAAUAAAUAAAUAAAACAUAAUUCUAAUGUGUAAUUACCUAAAUUAGUUGAAAUGAAUUCUCAAAUUAAUUUAUAAUAGCUUAAAUAUUAUCAUAAUAAUUUAAGGAGUUCAAGUCUUUAAUAAAAUAAUUAUAAGAAUUAUUCAUCAAUGUCUUAACUUAAUAUAAAUAAGGAUGUUAUACCUUAUGAUCCUGAUGAUUUUAUAGCAGAUUAAGAAAUAAAAUAGAUUUUUACUAUUUAAUCACCUGUUAAAAAAGAAUCUAUAGACUGGGAUUCUUAACCGUCAAAUAAAUACAUGAUAACAUAAAAUCCUAAUUUGAAUUAAGCUAAAUUAGAUUAUAUCGAUAAAGUGUAAUUAUCAUAGAAUAAUAUUUAUUAACGUAAGCAAAACUAACAUAAACUAUCUAAUAAAUGA
Molecule: messenger RNA, 1254 nt
Organism: Paramecium sonneborni
Lineage: Eukaryota; Ciliophora; Oligohymenophorea; Peniculida; Parameciidae
Source: the annotation of a GenBank genome assembly